Dendroctonus ponderosae (mountain pine beetle) is the source of this 1941-nucleotide messenger RNA. RefSeq lists its product as uncharacterized. The transcript is spliced from 2 exons. The record is from RefSeq and is a predicted model, not a curated record. NCBI's taxonomy places the organism in Eukaryota, Metazoa, Arthropoda, Insecta, Coleoptera, Curculionidae. The coding region runs from base 365 to 1603 and encodes 412 amino acids.
CAGUAAGACAUAUUGAAAAAGCACAAAAUUAGAUAAUUGUACUUGAACUAAACCUAAAUAAUCCAUGCAAUUGGCACUGUAGUAUAAAGUCAGUUCACAACAUAGCGUUUAGAGGCAAAUAGCAAACACCUAGGAAGUUUAAAAGUCUAAUUUCUUGUUGGUAAGAAGAUUAAGUUGUUUCAAGCGACUCAAUAGAUGCUUGCGACGCAGUGCAACCAACAACUUUUAAAUGCAAAAUAAACACGGGAGAAUAACCCACACUUAAUUUAUAUUCCAAAGUUCUUUUUACUUCUCGUGUGGUUAAAUGCUGAGAUUAAAAUAUAAUUGAAAGUAUUUGAAAGAUUCUUUGAAUCAGUGUACAGAGAUGUGUGAAGUCGAUUGUAUUGAUACAAACAUUAAGCGGUGGAUUCGCGAUGCGUUUAAAGACGACAAGUUCAAAAUCAUGUCAAUCGACAAAACUGGAUCAACAUCAGAAGGUGAGGGUUAUAUUGGCAAUAUAAGUUUUGUAACAGUUACGGCUCUGACCCCGUCUAACAACCCGAAGAUAUUCAAUCUGGUCAUCAAAUAUGCAAAGUCACUGAAUCCUGAGGAAGUUCUCUUACCAUUUCAACUUGCGUAUGAAAGAGAAAAUCUCAUAUAUGGUACAGUCGUUCCAGCGUUUCACGAAUUUGAGAAGCAAUAUAAUAACGUAAUUACGGACAAACAUUUGCCCAAGUGCUUUGGAACGCUUUCCUAUGGAAAGCUGAAUAUAUUGAUUUUGCAAAAUGUGAAAGCUGAAAAUUAUCAGCUUCAUGAAUUACACCGACCAUUAAAUUUGGAACAUUUGAAACUCACGUUCUCCAGCUAUGGAAAAUGGCAUGGGUUAAGCCUGGCAUAUCGACACCAUCGCCCUAAAAAAUUCGAGAACAUGUUUGGUAACUUACGAAGAUGUGUAUUGCAAGAUGUGAUGGAACUGUCCCACAAAGCGGUGCAAACAAGCGAAGAAUGUAUGUACAUAAUGCUAGAAAACAACAACGAAUUGAAAAUCAUGGAGAAACUGAGAAAGUUGUUCCCAGAUGGGUUUUCUUCUGAAAUCAUUCGCGUGUUAAAAUGUCAAGCUGACGAAGAAAAAAUUGUUCUUGGACAUGGAGAUUGCUGGAAUAACAACUUUAUGUAUAAAUACUCGGAGCUGGACCAAUCGAAACCUGAAUCGGUAUUGUUCCUGGAUUUCCAAAUCUCCUCUCCAGGUUCUCCAGUUUUGGAUCUAAGCUAUCAUCUUUACGCCACCGCGUCUGGACAGGAGCUAGCGCACUUGAAAGAGCUAUUGGACAUCUACUACUCUUCAUUAUCUGAUACUUUAAAGAAGUUUGAUUGUGAUCCGGAAGUGGUAUUUCCUUAUAGCGAACUUGUGUUGCAAUGGAAAAAGUAUUCAGCGUUUGGAGUGAUGAUGGCAAUAUUCGUGUUGCAGUUUCUCUUAGCGGACAAAGAAGACAUUGUAGAUUUUCGAGAUGUUGGAGGCGAUAAUUUUUCCGCUACCCUGCUAAAGUUAGCGAAAGGGAAUGGAAGAGCUUAUCCACGACUGCUUGCUGCUAUUAAGCACUAUUUGGACUUUGAGGAUUUCUAAUUCCAAAUUAGGAUACCUGGUAGUACUUUAAAAGCCGAAUUAGUUUCGAAAUUUAGCUGGAUCACUUGUUUGGAUAAAUGUAAUAUACAUUAUUUUUAUCGAUUUUCCACAUAAACUUGCCUUUUGAGUGAAUAAAUGCACACUGAUUAAUUAGGCGCCUCACUUCAAAAAAAUCUAUAUGCAAUUGUACUGUUCAAUAUAUUCAACAAAUUUGCAGUUUUGACUAUUAGACUUGCUUUGCUUUCGGCGUCUGCAUAUUCAACAAACAUUAGUUUAUUACUGUUAUUAAGUUAUAAAACAGGUAUAAAAUAAAAUAUAAAAAAAAGAAUGCAACAGAA